AUGGUGGAGGUGGAGAGCGCGAAGGACGCGCAAGGCGGGACGCGCAAGACGACCUUCUUGAAGUGGGUCCCGGCCACGGACGAGCGGGGUGGAGACGUCGAGGCGUCGCCGCGAGGGGCGGAGGGAUGCCCGUACGAGCUCGUGGAGGAGGAGGACUCUAAAGAGGGCGGAUGA
Molecule: messenger RNA, 174 nt
Organism: Ostreococcus tauri
Lineage: Eukaryota; Viridiplantae; Chlorophyta; Mamiellophyceae; Mamiellales; Bathycoccaceae
Product: unnamed product
Exons: 1
Coding region: 1-174 (57 amino acids)
Source: RefSeq, a predicted model, not a curated record